Messenger RNA from Recurvomyces mirabilis, 2430 nucleotides. RefSeq lists its product as uncharacterized. The coding region runs from base 1 to 2430 and encodes 809 amino acids. The record is from RefSeq and is a predicted model, not a curated record. Lineage: Eukaryota; Fungi; Ascomycota; Dothideomycetes; Mycosphaerellales; Teratosphaeriaceae. The transcript has 4 exons.
AUGGCAUACUCAUCGCUACCGAGCCACGAUCCCGGCCAAAGCAUUCCCGAAACCGAAGGCGCCAUCGCAUUGAAUGACGGACAAGAUGACAGCCUGCUCGCCCACCAGGAAGAUCCAGUGGUUGCGUUUUCAGCCAACAAGGCUGCUAAUACCGCCAUCCGAAGUUCUGGAGUCUCCUCACCCUGUGCUGGGAAAUUUGAAGAAGCCACCGAGUUCCCAUCACGAAGACUGCAGCACUUCCCCCUCGUUGUCUACCUGAGCUUGGCAUAUGCCGCGGUGGCCGUCUUUGCGUGGUGUAUCACUUGCGUUCUGGUGUACAGGCCUAUCAAUACAGGACACUAUGGACUAUGGCUUCGCGAUGGCGACGUCUCUGGCGCUUACUACCCUUCGACCAAGACAUAUGCUACAAAUGAACAAUGGCUUCGAGCUGCCCGUGUUCUACAGGCUAUUGUCGCCAUCAUCACGAUCCCAUUGACCUCCACUGUCUGUGCGAGUGCCGCUGUUGCGUUCGUGCAGCGGAGCUGCAAAAGCCGCAACUUGACUUUGCGACAGACUACGGUGCUGGCAGACAAUGGCUGGACAGCGAUCGAGGUGUACGAGCAGCUAAUCCGAGGGCGGUGGAAGCAGUACGGCUCGAAACUGCUGUAUCUUGCCAUUGUUCUCCAUCUUCUUGGCGCCAUCGUCACCCCGUUACAGUCCAUUUUCACCAAUACCUUGACCGUCCAGACCCCUGGCGAUCUUCGUCAGAUACAGAAAUUGACUGACUUCACCGAUCGCUUGAGAGGAGACAAUAACGACGAUAUCGCUGCAGCAACGCUGCGUGCUGCCAUGAUAUCAACAUCCAGCACUGAUCCACAAAACCGCCUCUGGAGUGCAUCAGGUGUCACCAACUGCACUACCCAGACACCUGCAACCAGUAGCGCCUGCGCCUUUGGACAGAUUUCACUCAGCAACACAUAUGCUCUGAAUGAUCCGUUUAUGGCACAACUUCCAGCUGGCUACAACACUGGCCUGGUCCGUCAAUUCUUGCCUCGCUUGAACUCAUCCGUGACGCGAGAGAGGAUCACGGAAGCCGACUUUCCCAUGAACUGCAGCUACCAAUCUACUUUCUUCGCCAACUACUCCACCACGGUACUUACAGGAUGGUACAAUGGAUCUCGGGUCGGCCCAUCUUGGCACCUCAUUGCAUGCAUGCCAGGUACUGACGAGCAGUCACGUCCAGUAAGCAGGGCUCGUCAGGACUUCUCAGAACAUCUAUACCUCAACCUAUCGGCAUACAACGGGCCCAAUAGUGACAACGAUACGCCCGACGACUGGAGUGGUCUAUUCCGGGUCACGCUUCGGACUACCUCUGGAUAUUUCGAGCUACCUAAUCAUAUGAAUGCCAAUUUGCCCGGGCCGAUCUUGUCAGACGACCCCAGUGCUCAUUGCGGUCGAGACUGCAUUGACCAGGGAGACGGUAUCUAUAAUCAUAACAGCACCACGAAAUCCAUUCGUCCUGGACACGAACGCCGCAAUACUGUUGAAUCCAAUGGCACGACUGUAAUACCGACAGCAGCUUACAAUGUCAACAACAUCCAAAACAAAGGUCCCCUUCUCACCAUCGCUCUGGCGCUUUUCGGACCCGGAUCCUUCGCCGCAGACAGAGUGACGCAUCCUGCAAAUUACAUUAACGUGGCCCAGGAAGAGUUCGCAGCCGUCUGCAUCGACCGCGCGCCUUUCGUGAGCCUGCUUUCUACUCCUAGUAUGGUUUACGAGGCUACAAGUACACGAAACUCCAUCUCCUGCAUUCCAAGCGGAUACUGGAAUUUUGGACAACUGCAGGAUGCCCUCCUGGAAUAUGUUCAGACCUUUAUAGGACCCCGCGCGACGACAGGCUACACCUCUCCAAAUCAACCGCCGUACGACAAGCUACUAGCAAACGCUUUCGAAGCCGCGGCGUUCUUGGCAAAUGAGCAAUGGUUGACUUCCGCAAAACAGACGACACUCACGGUCAGCUAUGAUGCUGGGAUCCCUCGACAGGCAUUACAUAUAUCCGAAGCUGCCAUCAUACUGAUUUCGAUAUUGCUUGGUAUCUACCUUGCAGCUUUGCUCGGCGUGGCGUUCUACAGUAACCGUGAUCCACGGUGGACGAACCGCCUCGACUCGCUGGUAAUGAUGCAAUAUGGUGCUGCUAUCGCCGACACGUUGCCCAUGAACGUUGUUGCAGACCGUGGGGGCCUGGCAAUCCUGGACGAGGCACCGGGCUGGGUUGGGGAUGUCAAUGAUAUUGGGCAAGCAAGUGUUGGCAUGUUAGGCUUGGGUGGGACGACGCCGCUAAGAGCGAGGAAGAGAUAUAUGUGUUUCGAGCACGAUCAUGAGGGUGAGGCUGUACAGAAGAAGCGAAAUGACAGCGAGAAAGAACGUGUACUGGAUUUCCGACUGAGAUAG